This is a messenger RNA of Zingiber officinale, 1321 nucleotides long. Its product is annotated as tryptophan synthase alpha chain-like. Gene Ontology annotation, cellular component: chloroplast; cytosol. Gene Ontology annotation, biological process: L-tryptophan biosynthetic process. The record is from RefSeq and is a predicted model, not a curated record. The transcript has 8 exons. Gene Ontology annotation, molecular function: tryptophan synthase activity. The coding region runs from base 67 to 1101 and encodes 344 amino acids. Lineage: Eukaryota; Viridiplantae; Streptophyta; Magnoliopsida; Zingiberales; Zingiberaceae.
AAGAAGCAAUCCAAUCUCAGAGCAAAAGAAAAGAAGGGAAAAAAAAACUUAAUAAUAAUAAUAAUAAUGGCUUCUGCAACUAUGAUUGUUGCUGGCAACAGAUUGAAGCUUUCUUCUUCAACUUCCACAUUCUACUCUGUUCCAAGGAUGCUACCUCCAAAAUCUUCUCCCAGGCUCAGCGCUCAAGCAUCAAGCAUCGCUGAAACCUUCUCCGCCUUGAAAAGACAGGAAAAGGUUGCGUUUAUUCCGUACAUCACUGCUGGAGAUCCUGAUCUAUCAACGACAGCAAAGGCUUUGAAGAUGCUGAGCCGCUGUGGUGCUGAUCUGAUUGAGUUGGGGCUGCCAUUCAGUGACCCUGUGCUGGAUGGACCGGUCAUUCAGGCAUCCCAUAAGAGGGCGUUGGCUAACAAGACCAGUCCCGAGGCAGUCAUCUCCAUGUUGAAGGAGGUCGUCCCACAUAUCUCUUGCCCAAUUGUGGUAUUCUCCUACUACAAUAUGAUAUUAAGCUACAAGAGCGAAUGGUUCUUGGCUGCACUGGAAGAUGCUGGUGCACAAGGGCUUAUUGUGCCAGACCUUCCUUUCGAAGAGAGUGCGACUCUGAGGGAAGAAGCUCUUAAGAAAAACAUUGAUAUGGUUCUGCUCACCACACCUACCACUCCAAGGAAGAAAAUGGAGGCCAUUGCGGAUGCUUCAGGAGGAUUCCUGUACCUUGUAAGCUCGGCUGGAGUUACUGGUGCUCGUCCUACGGUGAACAGCCAAGUGCAGUAUCUUCUCAGGGAUAUCAAAAGCGCAUCCGAGAAGCCUGUUGCAGUAGGGUUUGGAGUAUCAAAACCGCAGCACGUCCAACAGAUCUGUUCGUGGGGAGCCGACGGCGUGAUCGUUGGCAGCGCAAUCGUUAGACUGUUGGGCGAAGCCGAGUUUGCAGAGGAAGGAUUAAGGCAGAUGAAAUCCUUCGUGGAGUGUCUAACAGCUGCGCUUCCUUCAAGAAACCCUGCGCUGGAAAAGAGCACAACUCCGAACUUCUUCAGGGAGGAUGAGUUUUGGGGGAGGAGAGCUGCGCCUCAACCGAAGUCAACCGUACUAGUGCACCGACGGCGUUGACUUUGUUUAAACAAUAGGAAAAUGAAUUUUGUUGAUAAAUAAAUUAAAUAAAAAUAGAAAGGACUAUUAAUGAAAAGACGGUCAUAAAUUAAUUUUCUAAGUUUAUAAAAAAUUAAUGUCUAAUGAGAAAUUAAUGUAAUAUAAUCAGAUUCGUAUAUGAGUUGGAUUCAGGAAUGAAAUUACAUGAACGCUGAUUCAAAUAUAUAGAACCAUUGAGAUG